Molecule: messenger RNA, 1202 nt
Organism: Cinclus cinclus
Lineage: Eukaryota; Metazoa; Chordata; Aves; Passeriformes; Cinclidae
Gene: LRRC59
Product: leucine rich repeat containing 59
Exons: 7
Coding region: 1-921 (306 amino acids)
Molecular function (GO): protein binding
Source: RefSeq, a predicted model, not a curated record
AUGUCGCGGGGCAGUGGGAAGGGGCUCAGCCUGAAGGACAAGCUGGAUGGGAACGAGCUGGACCUGAGCCUGUGUGAUCUGAACGAGGUGCCGGUGCGGGAGCUGGCUGCUCUUCCGAAAGCUACUGUCUUGGAUUUGUCCUGUAACAACCUCAUUUCCUUGCCGUCAGACUUCUGCAGUUUGAUGCAUCUGGUGAAACUGGAUUUGAGUAAAAAUCGGCUGCAACAGCUGCCCUUGGACUUUGGCCGCCUGGUCAAUCUGCAGCACCUGGACCUUCUGAACAACCGCUUGGUCACCCUGCCAGUCAGCUUUGCACAGCUCAAGAACCUGAAGUGGCUGGAUCUGAAGGACAAUCCCCUGGAUCCUGUCCUGGCUAAAGUGGCAGGAGACUGUCUGGAUGAGAAUCAGUGUAAGCAGGCUGCUGUCAAGGUACUGCAGCACAUGAAAGCAAUCCAGUCUGAGCAAGAUCGACAACGGCAGCGGAAACUCCAGGCAGAGAGAGAAAUGGAGAAGAGGCGUGAAGCAGAACAGCGAGCAAAGGAGGCUCAGGAGAGAGAACUGCGGAAGCGAGAGAAGGCAGAGGAGAAGGAGCGCAGAAGGCGGGAGUACGAUGCUCAGAAAGCUGCAAAACAGGAGAUGGAAAAGAAAACUAAAAAGGAAGCCGUGCACACCCGAAAGCCAGCCUCCAGCUCCCGUCCCCCUCAGCCGCCCCGGCACAAGCCCUCGUGGUCACGGUCGGUGCUGAGAGUCCUGCUCUUUGUGCUCUUCUGCAUCCUCUGUACUCUGGCUGCCUGCAAGCUGACGGAGCUGCAGCAUCAACCUCUGUGUGUCAGCGUGAACACCCUCUACGAGGACGUGGUGGCUGCUCUGCAAAACCACAAAACCCUGCAGAAUAUGCUACAGCACAACUCGCAGCAGUGAUUGUCCUGGAUGGGCACUUGCUUCGUCAGCAUCUCCUUCCACCAUCUACGCAGCCAGAAUUCCUAUGGAAUUGUGUUCUGAUGAAACUGCUUUGGACCAGUCAGCGUUGGUUUGCUGCUCCACUCCACAGAGCAGAGCUGUUGUUCAAACCAUCUUUGUUGUGCAUGUCUCUCAGUCGGCCUGUAACUCCCAUUAUUUGUGCACAUUGACCUAAACUUGUUACCAUUCCUUGCUUCCAAGUGGUAUCCUGCAAGGUACAAGAAGCUGACAGUCUAUAGGAA